This is a messenger RNA of Tripterygium wilfordii, 1513 nucleotides long. Its product is annotated as outer envelope pore protein 24A, chloroplastic-like. The record is from RefSeq and is a predicted model, not a curated record. Gene Ontology annotation, molecular function: voltage-gated monoatomic cation channel activity. Gene Ontology annotation, biological process: regulation of monoatomic ion transmembrane transport. Lineage: Eukaryota; Viridiplantae; Streptophyta; Magnoliopsida; Celastrales; Celastraceae. The transcript is spliced from 3 exons. Bases 155 to 721 code for a protein of 188 amino acids.
AAAUUUCGAGUUAGGUAGCCGGCGCCCGGCUAGGAAAGCUGCGGUAAUUCCCACGCUGGGUUUUUUCGAGCCCAGAAGAUCUAAAACCUUUAGCUGCACCCAAAACAUCACAAAUUACGAACCCAAUUUCAUUUCCUCCUGUCCCGACAAAACCAUGAAGGCGUCUCUCAAGGGCAGGUACGAAUUGGACAAAAGCAGCGCCGCUGCCACUCUUGCCGUUGGAGCCGGAGAUGUCAAGCUUCGGGCUUCCAUGACCGAGGCUACCUUCGCCAAAGGCCCCAGCUUAAGUGGGUUGGCUCUAGCCGUUGAAAAACCUGGCUUCUUUAUCAUCGACUACAACGUCCCCAAAAAGGAUUUCAGGUUUCAGUUUAUGAACACAGUUAGGGUUGCGGAGAAACCAUUGAAUCUGACUUACAUCCACAGCAGAGGGGAUAGCCGGACAAUACUGGAUGGGAAUCUUGUGUUUGAUUCUGCAAACAAGGUUUCAGCUAAUUACAUGCUUGGUACAGGCAAUUGCAAGUUGAAGUAUACUUACGUGCAUGGCGGGGUAGCUACAUUUGAGCCCUGCUACGAUUUGGCGAAGAAUUCUUGGGAUUUUGCAGCGUCUCGGAAGGUUUAUGACGAUGACGUAUUUAAGGCUACUUAUCAGACAUCAAGCAAGUUGUUGGGUCUGGAGUGGGCAAGGAAUUCAAAAGUAAAUGGGAAUUUCAAGGACAUGUAGCCAUUUUUGUGGUCUAUGGAUGAGUGACAUGAGUCCUUAGAUGCUUGUGACUUUUGGAAUGGUACUUUUUGGAGGGUUGACAAUGCCACGAUGCUGGAAUUGGUCUAGUUGGGUGGUGUUAUGUUUAAAAUGUGGCCUUGGUGGUUGAGAUUGUUAACAUGGCAGGGACCACACAGGUGGUUUGGGUAAAGGACAAAAUUGGUGUGAUAUACUUGUCAUGGUGCCGUAGAAGAAGUUAGCUUUCAAUUUUAGUGGGAAGACUAGUAUUGCAGAGUGAACAUAAUCUUUAGGAAGACAAGUUAAAGGUGAUCCAUGGUGGUUUUAUUGGUCAGCUUCGGCAUUUGCAAUGUUAGCAAGGUGGCCUUGGUGGCUGCUGCAGUGGCAAGGAGCAACAUAUACCAAUAUUUGUAGUUCAUUGACUUCUAAUGGUGUUUCAGGGGAAGGUAGCAAGUAUGAUGGCAGCGCUAGUGGGUAAAAGGAUAAUACUGUUUGAUAAUAUUAUGUUACUACUCAGUAAGAAAGACGAAGUAUUAUGCACCAAACAAGAGAUUGUGUUUGUAGAUAUUCUUAUGUUAGAUAUGGAUAAUUUAUUUAAGUUUAUGUUUAGAAAUUAUAAGUUAAACAUGUUUCUUUCUGAUAGGAUUUCAUUUUAUGCUGGGAUACCAGUGUUGGGACUUCAUUGAAUGGGUUCCUAUUUGAUAUUUUUAAACUACCAAGUCUUAUUACGUUGUUGUACAGUAUUUCUGAUUUUUGAUGCCAGGUAAAGGGUUUGCUUGGCGAGUUAAGUAGGUC